AUGGGCCGCAAGAGAAAGAAUCCAGUACGGAGAUACUUUACCUACAACGCCGCUGCCGACGUGUCACGAUGCAACGUUGCAACAUGCAAUGUAGACAUGAAAGGUCAACACGCUGCCAAUCUUCAACGCCACUUAGAGCGACACCAUCAUGAGAUCUAUAAAGAGAUCUGUACACAGUCAGCAGCACUGGACGCCGGAGCAGGAGGGUCACAGGAACUGAAGCGCCCCCGAGUAUCCAUGCAGCAAAAGCUUACAUCUAUGGUACCUUCUAGCGUAGCCGAAGUUGACAUAACUCAAGAGGAGAUCUUGAGAGCUUGUGUGGAGCUUUGUACAGUUAACGGAAGACCAUUUGCCUUAAUGGAAGAUUCAGGAUUCCGCAGACUCCUCGAUCCUCUGCUGCACGGCACUCGCUCAAAAAUGACCAUAAACGCCGAAAACAUCCGGACGGAAGUCGCUAAGCGUGCAGAUGACAUGCGUGAAGAAAUCAGGCGGGAGGUUAAGGGCAUGAUGGUGCCGCUAAAAGCAGAUUGCGUUACUCGUAUGGACAGAUCUAUACUAGUCUUGGCCACGUAUGACAUCGAGCUGGCGCAGCUAUACAGCAUCACGACUGACAACGGUGCGAACCUGGUGAAGUCUGUGAAGAUGUUGACAGAAGAGACAGAGGCGCAAUCUGAUAGCGACGAUGAAAGUAAUACCCAACCGGAACAUGAAGACGUCAACGAUAGUUCAUUUAACAUUGAUUCCACUGAAUCCUGGCCUGUGGUCCUCAAAGGAGUGCGGUGUGCUGCGCACACCCUGCAGCUCGCAGUAGACGACGCCAUGAAAAAAGCAUCGGUUAAGGGAACUAUUGCGAGGGCCCGUGAAGUCUGCAAGAAGCUGCGAUGUCCUACAGUCAUGAUGAUGAUUAAAAAGCUACGUCUAAGAAAACCCAUACUGGACUGCCCAACACGCUGGCUUUCUACAUAUGACAUGCUACAAAGACUGAUGGAUCUUCGCAGCUUUUGUGUGGACAUGGCUUCCACGAACCGCGAGGUCUUUCUGACCACAGAUGAGUGGGGAAGAAUAGACGGAAUUAUCAAGGGUCUUCAUCCAGCUAAGAAAACGACACUCACACUACAGUCGGAACAGCUAACGUUUGGGGACUUCUACGGUGCGUGGAUGAGGUGCAUCAUAGAAACAAGCAAAUUGAACUCUCCAUUUUCCCGUUGCCUCUCAGAGGCAUUCAAAGCACGAGAAGUCCUAUUACUCGAGAAUGAUGCUUUCAGAGCCGGCAUUUUUCUUGACCCGAGAUACAACGUACUGCUUUCCGAUGAUGACAAACGAAAAGCUCGUGCGCAUUUGAGCAGCACGUGGGCAAGCAUCAGCCUUCUCAGUCGGAGGAUGGACAGUUUGGAGUACCAGGAAAGUGCCGAAUCCUCUCGAGACAGCGACGAUGAUCUCGACGUUCUACUGAAAGAACGCGAAAAAACAAGAGUUUUCGAAGAGUCAAACAAAAAGAGAGCGACAAAAUCAAUAUCAGCAAUGUUGGACGAGUUCGAAAAACAGAAAAGACUAAAGAAAGACGCAGAUAUCCUCAACUACUGGGAAGAACAACGAAUCCAACACCACGAACUUUACCAACUUGCAAAAGUUGUUUUGGCGUGUCCGGCAACACAACUUCAUGAGCUGCAAGAUGCUGAAGGUCUGCGUGCUGCUAACAAGCUGAAGAAAGCUCACAUUGACUAUCAGCGACAGAUAAUGAAAGUGAGGUUAGCGACACAGACUUUCAGUUCAGCAGUCAGCAAAGCAUUGAAGUUCGCCCAACAGCUCGGCUUAAAAGAUUUCCAAGACUGCGAUGGAACUGCCAAGUUCAUUGCCGAUGUGGACAGAGCCUUUGACCUCCUCAACUCACAUAGUCCACGAGCCCAAAAUUUCAAGGCUCCCCUCCGCAAAGUGUCCUUCUCCUCUCUAAAGGCAACCAUGCUUGCAAUGUCUAGAAAGCUCAUUGAUUGA
Messenger RNA from Ornithodoros turicata, 1992 nucleotides. Its product is annotated as zinc finger BED domain-containing protein 4-like. The transcript has 4 exons. The record is from RefSeq and is a predicted model, not a curated record. Gene Ontology annotation, cellular component: nucleus. Gene Ontology annotation, biological process: regulation of transcription by RNA polymerase II. The coding region runs from base 1 to 1992 and encodes 663 amino acids. Lineage: Eukaryota; Metazoa; Arthropoda; Arachnida; Ixodida; Argasidae.